This is a messenger RNA of Coffea eugenioides, 735 nucleotides long. RefSeq lists its product as uncharacterized. Bases 1 to 735 code for a protein of 244 amino acids. The transcript is spliced from 3 exons. Gene Ontology annotation, molecular function: nucleic acid binding. NCBI's taxonomy places the organism in Eukaryota, Viridiplantae, Streptophyta, Magnoliopsida, Gentianales, Rubiaceae. The record is from RefSeq and is a predicted model, not a curated record.
AUGGCAUUGGAAAUGGAGAUCAAGGAACUGCUAGCAUUCAGUGAUUCCGAUUUACUUGUGCACCAGACGCUUAAGCAGUGGGUAAUUCGAGAUUCGAAGAUUAUGCUGUAUCAUUGUAACUUACUUAGUUUGGCCAAGGAAGCCGAUUGUAUGAUGAAGGAAGUGCAUAGUGGCAUUUAUGAACCACAUAUGAAUGGAUAUCCACUGGCUGAGAAGAUCAUAAGAACAGGGUACUUUUGGCUUAUUAUGGAGUAUGACUGUGUAGAUUUUGUCAGAAAAUGUGUCAAAUGUCAAAUGCAUGAUGAUAUUAUACGUGCUCCUGUUGCAGAAUUACACAGUAUGAUUGUUCUGUGGCCAUAUUUGAUGUGGGGAAUGGAUGUGAUUGGAACUAUUAAUUCUCCCAUUUUGAAUGGGCAUCGAUUCAUUCUAGUAGCAAUUGAAUAUUUCACUAAAUGGGUCAAAACCGCAUCUUACAAGCAUUUCAAGGUCAGACAUCGAAAUUCUGCUAUUUACAGGCCUCAGAUGAACGGAGCCGUAGAAGCCGCAAUUAAGAAUUUGAACAAAAUUAUUCGUAAGAUAACUGAAGCACACCGAGAUUGGCAUGAGAAACUGCCUUAUGCAUUGAUGGCGUACAGAACUACGAUCAGAACUUCUACCGGAGCAACUCAUUACUCUCUUAUGUAUGGAAUGGAAACAGCAUUGCCUACAGAAGUUGAAAUUCCUUACGCAUUCUAA